Poecile atricapillus (Black-capped chickadee) is the source of this 2996-nucleotide messenger RNA. It is a transcript of the gene FAM110A, whose product is annotated as family with sequence similarity 110 member A. The record is from RefSeq and is a predicted model, not a curated record. Bases 1253 to 2248 code for a protein of 331 amino acids. The transcript has 2 exons. Lineage: Eukaryota; Metazoa; Chordata; Aves; Passeriformes; Paridae.
CAGAGGUGGUUCUGGUUCCGUGCUGGUCCAGUGCCAGCAGAACGGGGCUGGGUGAAGGGGUUAUAACCGCGUACCUCUGGAGCAGCUCCUCCAGGCAGGAGGUGACCUGGUGUGCCAUGUGAGCCCGGCUGGACUGCCCACCCCAGGAGGGAGAGGAGCUGGGGCCACACUGGACAAUGCCCAGAGCUCAGAUCUCCGCACUCCAGCUGCGUUUGGGACAUGAAAUCCCAUGUUAUGGGAAUCCUAUGUUAUGUUGCCGUGUUUUUGGGGCUGUUCGGAGGGCGGCUCCGUUCAGCUCAGCUUGGCUCGGUGCAGCCCAGCUCGGUGUGGCCGUGCCAGCGCGGUGGCUCAGCACAGGAGGAAUGUGGAGCAGCAGGUUGUGCCCCGUGCUGGGGAGGGGACCCCACGCCGGCCACUGCCGGCUGUGCUGGGACUCCCGUGUCCUUGUCCCUGCACUUCGACAGCCAUCUCCUCUGUGGCUUGGCUGAGCCUGGUACAAGGCUGAGCUCCAGUGCCUGACAUGGGGAUGUUUUCCUGCUUUUCCUUGCCUGGGGGACACUUUUGCACCCCUGUGCUGAACCGGGGAGCCCUUCCUGUUCUGGGCACAGGUACAGAGGCAGUGAAGCCGGCCAUUGGCACAGGGGCUGGGCAGCACUGGACUCGAGGGGUCGGGCAGAGGGGUGCAGAAAACUGCCCCGGGGAGCAGGCAGGAGGAUCUGUGCCAGUGCUGGGACCGUUCCCAGCUGUCGCCAAGCCUGGCCGUCCCCCUGCAGACAUUUUCCAGGUCAGGAGGCAGCAUGUCCCCCCAGGCAGGGGACGAGGAUGGGGAGAGGGGCAGACAGCCUCCCCCACGGCCACUCGUCUGUCACAGCGUGUCAGGGGGAUGCACCGUGUGCUCUGCAGGGAUUCUGCUGGGGUCCAGAUUCUGGGGAAUCUGGCACCCGUGGGCUGGUAGGGGGUGCAGACGUGGCUCAGCUGUGGCUCAGCCGUGGCUCGGCGGGGCUGUGGGUGCCAGGGCUGGCUCCUGCCGCCGGCGGUCAGUGCUGGGACAGGCGCUGGGCUGCUCCCAGGAAGUUUGUGCACGCAGGUGAGCGGGUGACGCUGGCAGCUGCCUGCUCGGGGCUGCCGCGGGAGAGAGUGAGGCCACAGCACACCGGCCCCUGCCCUGCCCACCACUGCACCUGCCGACGGCACCUGAGCCCUUCGCUGCCCGUGGCGGCCGCCCAUCCGUGUCCCGGUGCCGGCACGGAGGAUGCCCGUCGAGGCGCUGCAAGCCGGUGACACCAUGAAGGGGGUGACGGUGCCUUUCACCUCGGCCAUGCCCGUCCGUAUCCUCCGCAAAGGGCCCGCGUAUUUCCGCCGGCACGCCGAGCCGGGGGCCGGGAAGCCCAGCGCAGUGGAGAGGCUGGAGGCUGACAAGGCCAAGUAUGUGAAGAGCCAGAAGGUCGUCAGUACCAAGCAGGAGCCGGUGAAGCCACUGCUGCUCAAGCAGCCUCUCUUCGCCCCCGGGGUGCGCCGGGCUGUGCUCACCCCCAGCCGCAGGGCACCCCCGGGGCCGCGCCGCGCCGAUGCUGCCAGCCCGAAGACCUCCCUUGACCUGGAGAUCCUCAACAACCUCAUCAACCUCUGUGACAGCCCUUUCCCUAAGGCGGAGAGCCCGCUGGGCAGGGAGUGCAGGUGGCGGGCGGAAGCGCCAGCGGUGGAGGGGGCUGUCAAGCCACCGGAGAGCCCGGCCACCACCAAGCCCCCCGGCAGUGUAGCCGUGCGGAGGGUGGACGUCCGUCCCUGUGGAGCUCCACGGAGCCCAGUGACACCGCUGCCUGCGUCCCCCGUCCCAGGUGGGCUGCCUGUGACCCCAUCCCGGAGCUCGCCCGCCCGGCCCGAGAGCGCCCGGCGGCAGCCGCUGCUGCACCGCUCCAAGUCGGACCUGAGCGAUCGUCUCUCGCGGGCCACCGCCGACCUGGAGCGCUUCUUCAACUACUGUGGCCUUGACCCCGAGGAGAUGCAGGACAUGGGGGCUGAGCGCUUCGCCCGUGCCAGCUCUGACAUCGUGUCCCUCAAGUUCCACAGCGUGAGCACGGCCAGCUCGGAGGGCGGCCGCUCACCGCCCAGCGCUGCCACGCCGGAGGGACGGCCGGCGGAGCGUGUGCCCUACGGCAUCUCCAUCAUCGAGCGCAACGCCCGUGUCAUCAAGUGGCUCUACGGGCUGCGCCAGGCCAGGGAGCCCCAGAAGGUCUCCGAUGUGUAGUGGUGCCGUGGUGGGCACCGGGGAUGGGUUGCUCAAAAGCAGGCAAUGCUGGAUGGGGACAAAGCACAGGCUGUGCCCUGGGAGGAGCAGGGACCUCUUGAUGGUGACAGGACCUUUGAACUUAGCCCUGCUGUACUACAGCAUCACUGGCCUGAUGUGGUGGCCAGGGAUCCAUUGUCAGACCCCUGUGCCAGCACUGGAGGGCCAGGUCCCUGUGGGAAGGCAGAGGACUCAUGACCCUGGGUGUGUGGCUGGUCCUCAACACCCACAAGGCCUCAUGUGUGGCUGUCCUGCCUGCGCUGCUGGCAGCUCCUGCCUGUCCUGCUCCUCACCAGCACCCCUGGGUGGGGUGCAAGGGGCUGGUUCCCCCCUGCACAGAGCAGGGACACUGCACUGGGGAAGGAGCUGCCCCCUUGCAGCCUCCACCGAAGGGGUCCCACUGCCUGUGGUGGUGAUCACAUCCUGGUGGUCCCAUCUUAUUGCUAAAGAAAAGCCUGGUGCUUUGAGGGGUGAGGGGGAAACCUGACCCCCUGCUUCAAGCUGCCCAGGGCUGUGUGUCUGUGUGUGUGAGUGUCUGCAGGUGCCUGUGUUCCCCUCCCCGGCUGCCAGUGGGCACAAAGCCCCCACCAUGCUGGGCCUGGUAUUUAUGAAGACAACAGUUCCUCUUUUCUACUCUUUUCCUUGUGUUUGAUCUGUAAAUAAUAAUAAUUAUAAUGCAGCCAGUUUUAUUAAAUGCCUGUGUUUUGGA